ACUUCUAACCGCCUGUCCACAUAUUCUGCCUAUCUACCCUCUUAAUUUUAUUCAGAUCUCAAGGUAAAAAUAUAUAUAAAUAAAAACAACUAUACAUUUAUACAACGAAUCACACACAUUGUAUAACUUUUCCCCCACCAUAAUAAUAACACAAAAACUUUAUUUCUAAACUAGGUAAUUUCUUUCAACAACGUAUGCACUGAUUGCUGUAGACAGAUUGUCAAUAAUAUUGUCUGCUUAUCGUUUUAUUACUUCUUCAUCACAGUUAGCAUUAUUAUAUUCAGUCCUAAUGUUGCUAAUAUCAUUAUCGGCAUCUGUAUCGUACUGGUGGUUAUAUUGAUAACGUGAUAUUACAUCAAAUAUAUACGACACGGAAAAAUUCCCUCGGUCCUCUACUGACAUAAUAUUGGUUAACAAUAAUAUGCACUAUAUUAACGUAAUUAUUUGCACAUAGUCAUUUCUACUUACUAUAUUCUACGUGAUCAUCGUAUCUGGAUCAAAAAUUAGUACUUAAUUCUGCAAAUAAAUAACAUUAACUUGCAACAACAACAAAAAGUAGUAAAACAAAAAUUUUUUUAUCUAAAAUCAAUACCAACAACUAAAAGUCUCCUCUGGAAAUUAAUCGUACAACUGGUGUUACAUGCUUUUGAUUCGUAUCGAAAAGGACAACCACAUUUAGCACAGUUGUCAAACAUCAUUUUAAAAAUCAACGGAUAAACCAACAGAAAACGGAAUUGUCUUUUUCUUUAAUGCCUGUCGUCGAAUCCAAGCAACCAGAUGUCAGUAUAAUAAUGUUUAGAAUAAUUCAAAACUCCUGAAGCCAAUAUUUUAACACACAAUCUAUGAAUAAAACAUUUCCCUCCUUGGCAUUUACCAAGAAAGCCGCAUUAUAUUCUUCAAAUCGAGUAAAAUAUACAACCAUGCCAAAACAACAUCAGCAGUCGCAAAGCAGUGAUACUAAUACCUCAUCAGCUGGCUCAUGUCUUUACUGUAUAACAAAAACUAUUCACCCAAGAUUAGGUCGUGGUGAAACCUAUAUUUGCGGUUAUAAACCUUAUCGGUGUGAAAUAUGCAACUAUUCUACAACAACUAAAGGAAAUUUAGCUAUACAUCAACAGUCAGAUAAACACCUGAACAAUCUUCAGGAACAUGAACAGACAUUGUCACAGACAAUAUUUAAUUCUGUUGACAACAGAAGUAACCACAACGGAAGUACUGACUAUGAAUGUCACCAACAGCAGCAGAAGCAACAGAAUAUUCUUCAUCAAAGUCGUCAAUAUUUAAACUCAACAAGUAAAAAACCAAGCCCUGUAAGUGACCUGAAUAUACUAACAUCACAUUCAUUAAAUGAUAUACGAAGUGUAAAGGCGUUGCAGCAAAACACAAAAUUAGAGCACAAAAGUAUAGUAUCCCUGCAGAAUAGAAGUGGGAAUAAUGAAACUGAAGAGAAUACGAAGAUGAACACUACUGUUGGAAAUCUCUAUGAGAUGAAUUUGUCUAAGAAUAAGGAUAUUAAUAAUCAGUUUAACUGUACCUCUUCUUCUUCUUCUUUUACCACUUCCGCUGCACUCCUGAACUCAUUUUCCCUUCAGCAUAACCUUUCUUUGAACACAUUUACACCAUCAACAUUGUCUUAUGGUAAUCCAACAUAUAAUCUAACUGAAACAUCUGGUCAUCCAUUAGCUUGUCAAGUUUGUUGCACAUUUACAACUAAUAAUUUAGAUACACUGAUUGAACACGCCGAACGAAAUCGUAUGCCAUUUGAUUUAGACUAUGUUACCAAUUUAAUAACUGUGCAUACAAAUGGUUUCUGGUUUUGUAAAUUGUGUUCUUAUAAAAGUCCAUUGAAAGCAAAUUUUCAGUUACACUGUAAAACAGAAAAACAUGCACAAAGACUGAGCUUCUUAGUACACGUUUGUGAAGGUGGCCUGUGGAAUCAAUCACGCAUACUGUCUACAUUAAACAUACAAGGAAGCCAGUUACUUAAUGGUAGUAAUAAUAAUAUUCAGUUUUCAUUUUCCAACCGAUUAAAUUGUAACUUAUCUUUAUCUAACACAAUGAAUAGCCUCGCUACUCAUAGUAACAUUACUGGUGAUGGUAGUACCACUAAUAGUAAUAAUAAUGUCAAGAAUAAUUUCAAUUUAACCUCAUCAAUACAACUUUACUGCAUUGCUUGUGAUUUGUACACAACUUCUGUACAUAAAUUUCGUUUACAUUGUCAAACAGUAAAUCAUGCGGGAGCUGUCAAGACAUUUACACAUUUAGUGAAUAGACGUAAUUAUCUCUGGAAUACGUUGGCUUCUCUGAGUUUAUUUUACGUUGAUCUAUUGAAAUCUCUGACAAAUGAUGAUGAUAAUAAUGAUAACACAGACAAUAGUGAAAAUAUACAGACAAACUGCGAUUCUUCUUCACCCAUUUCUCAAGAUGUUAAUAAAUUAAAUUAUCAGGCAAAGUUCAGUAAAGUUUUACUACAGUUGUCAUCAAUACUUACAAACCUACAAGUGGUGUAUGUGUUUCACAAAAAGCAUGUGCCACUGACAUUACCACUACCCAAUUUUUCGUCAUCAUCACCAUCAUCAUCUUCUUCCAGUAGUGCAAAUAUCAAUUUCCUCUUGUCUGACAAAUCUCAAAAAUAUGUGAAUCGAUUUAAAACGUUGACAAGUGCUUUAAGACAUUGGCAUACUGGUGAACAUAGAAAAACAGUCUUUCAGCAGCAGAUGUCUGGGGAACAUAACACGCUACAACAUCACCAACAACACAAUGCAUCUAGUGAAAGCGUUUACCAGUUUGAAGAAAUUUCCGAUGUUUACUGGCAGUUGGGUGAUAUGGAAGGGGAAAUUGAAGAGUUGCCCACAGUAAUAACGAAAAUACUAACACCACUUAUCGAUGAUUCAAUGAAUAAAAACUUUAUGAAGUAUAAUACAUCAACAAAUGGUUUCACAACCGAAACGUUCGAGUUAAGUAAUCCGAUGUGUCGUACUGGAGUUGACAGUGAUAUGAACAGCACAAAACAUUUACCGAACAUUGCCAGUGAUAACAGUGAUCAAGAAAGGUUUCAAAAUAAAAUGGAAACAUCUGAAGUAUUACCAAUUCAGUAUUCUAAGUUUAAUGCUGUCAAUAAUCAGUAUCACAAGUUUGAUGAAAUCAAACAACAAAUGAAUAAUGAUGAAUUCAGACUGCUGAUAACUGAAGCCAUUGGUCAGCCGAAUGCAAUUCCACAGAAUUCACAACUUUUUAAAUUCAAUACUUAUCCGUCAUCAUCGGCCAACAUAAUUCCAGCUGGUGAAGUUUUCCAAGAUGGUAAUCUGCUCACAUCUUUUGACAACUCUGAAGCCAUCCUGAAUAAUACAAAUGCAUACGAUUCCUCUGUACAAUCACAGGAAAAAUGUAACAAGGAAGUUACGCGGUGUCAUAGCGAAGAAAACAACCCAGAAGUUCAGCAAAGAUUACCGAAGAAAUGGUUCAGUUUUGAAAAAGAUAAAUCAAGAGUGUUGAGUGAUACAGAUACUUUCGUCACCCUGACAACAACUGCCACGGUUGGCCCUGCCAUUUGUGAUUGGCCGAUCAGACCUAAUUCGGAACCAAUAUUAAAGCCAACCAAUCACUUGUAUACUGAAUGUGGAAUCGAUUUAAAUAAGAAAAAUAUUUAUAAAGCUAAAACAUACCAAAACCUAACUGACCCAACAAGCGGUAAUCAACAAUUUGAAAGUAGUAUGACAGCCAAUGCAUUUUUACCACCGAACCGUACAAUUGAAGGUAAUGUACCCCCCGAUUGUUUGUAUAUGUCUAAAGACCUACAUAUAACGGAUAAAUGGAAGAACAUUGAUAAAUACCCAUUGAAUUCAAAUAUGCAGCAUAUGUCGUCUAAUAUUCUGUUGCCUAAUAACAGUUAUGCUUUAUGUGGUGCACCUGUAACACCGAUGGAGUUAUUUUCACAAAUGACAGCUCACUAUAAAAAUAUUUCUGAGAAUUUUAGUUAUGCUCAGUCAAUGGGAUUGUUAGUAUCUUCCGCAGCAUCGACCACACACACAGCCCAUUCCACAAGCAUAAACACAUCAGAGUCAAUAACAGGUUCCUCUCCUCUUCACAUUCAUCCUUCAACGCACACUUCCACUCCUGCUUCAACAAAUUUGGAGCUCAAACAACAGAUAAGCUCAGUUCAUUCACCUUCAAACCACAAAAUAAUGAAUCUAGAUGAAUUUUUCCAUGAAAUCAAUGUGAUACCUAAUUUACACAGUUUAUUGAAGAAACCGCUUGAAAUAAUGUUGUAUGGCAACAUCUCGAAUAUGAUUCAGUAUAACUGCUCAUCAGAAAAUUUGUUUGCAUUUACCUUGGAGUGUAUUGCAAAUUACAAGAGUCAAUAUGAUGAUAUUUACAAAAAGUUUAAUAACAUUUGGUUUAAAUUAGACCAUUUAAACGAAGUUCAACUUCUCAAAGGAAAUCCAUGCAAAUAUUGUCGCUAUGUUCUUGAAAACGACAACAAUAACAGCAGCAAGAGUAGUGUCGACUAUGAUAAUGAUCAAAAAAAAAUUCUUCGAUUUAUCCUUGAAUCUAGUAUGGAAUUACAUAAACAUCUACAACAUUCUACGUCGUCCACAGAUGAAGGUUCUACUCUCCCAUCUGAUAUAUGUGUACCUGAACUAAUUGGAAAGUUAAACACUCUAUUUUCAAAUCCAGCACUUUCUAAUUUAUUUAUUUUAUGGUCUGAAGGUAACUAUCGUGAUAUGCACCAGUACAAAGAAGUAUCCAGUGAUGCACUGGACUCAUUAUCGGUUAACAAAAAACACUUCCAGUCAGAUAACUCCAAAGAACUGACGACACAUAUGGACACAAACGAAACCGAAUUGAAUGACACCGAUUCUCCUGCAUCAUUUGCAACAGAACAGAAAUAUAUAAUAAAUAAUUAUCCAACUGCUGAUGAUACUACUGGCAAUGAUGUCGGUAGUACAUAUGAUUCGAAUACUCCAUUGUUCUCAUCAAUAAUACAAUCUGAUCAAAUAAAUUUAUUGAACAGAGACUUAGAAACCUCAUUAAAAAACCUUUCAUCUAAAAUUAUAAGUAACAGCGUGUGUUUUGAUAAGUGUGACGUUCUGUCAAACUAUGCAACAAACACUACCAAUAACAUUGUUGAUAAUGAUGUUAGUGAUAUAGACAGUAAGAUGCAUUUACCUUUAGCUGAUACCUCCCUAAAUUCUAUAAAAGAUUACAACAUGAAUGAUUCUGCAAAUCUUUUGCAUAAACUAUACUUGAAAGCUCAACAAGAUCAACAUAAACUCUUCCUACAGCACGGGCAACAACAAAAUUUGGAACAGCAGAACCCAUCUGGAACUUCACAAAAACGAAGUCGCACACGCUUAAGUGAGAAUCAACUGAGCAUUUUACGUUCUUACUUUGAUAUCAGUAAUUCACCAUCAGAUGAGAAGAUACGUGAAAUCUGCGUGAAAACUGGAUUACAAGAGAAAGUUGUUAAACACUGGUUUCGUAAUACCUUAUUUAAAGAACGUCAAAAGAAUAAAGAUAAUCCAUAUAACUUUGCUAUUCCACCGAGUACAAGUUUAAAUCUAGAAGAAUAUGAGAAAACUGGUAGAAUAGAAGUUCACUCAACAAUGUCAAUGAAAGCACAUAAUCAGCAGCAACAAGAACAGCAAAAACAGCAGCAGUUUUAUUCAAACGGUGAACAGUACAAUAAACAAAUAAGUGAUGAUUCCCAAUAUGAAUCUAAUUCGUCGGAUGUAGUAACUUCCAGUGUUAGUACAACAACUCAAAAUCAUACCACUCAUCUUGAUAGUAUCUCUUACACAAAGAACAGUGAUAAGACAUGUGAAGAUUCUUACAUGAUGCCGGCUCAUUCAGUAAAUGAAUAUUCAAAUAUAAAAUCACCGAAUUCUAAAAUAAAACAAGUGAAUUCAACAGUUAAACGAUCCUGCGAAAUUGAAUUGUCAUCUUUUACAGAAACUGACAAAAUGAAGUCACACAAUCAUCAUAAGCGCUCCCGUUUAAAUGAAGACUCUAAUUCUUUGAGUAUGAAUGAUGAGAUGCAAGAGUCAGUGCUACCAACUGAUGAAAAAGAUAUGAUUCAGAAUUACAAAAGGAAUUCACGCUCAACAGAAUCAUCAACAGAGAAUGUAGACGGCGAUACACAUUCAUUUGCUAUAGUAGAUAAUUCAAAUAAUUCACAAGAAUCAACUCCCUCCAUUACUUCCGAAAGUUCUCCGUCUAUAUCUGAAGCUCCUUUAUCUCCUAGAAUACCAUUUGUUCCUGACCUAGACAAUCCUCAAAGUGUGAUAGCUGCGCUUAUUCGGCUUGGUAAUCAUAAUCAGAUUCAGCAGCAGCAACCACAGUAUAACCAGCGACAGUUCAUUUACGACUGUGAAAACAGAUUAAAUAAUCUAUGGGAACUUCCGUAUCUUCCGUCAUCGGUUGUUCCUGGUCUAACCAAUAAUAACGAUAUGUACACAGAUACAAGUAAACUACACUAUCACAUUGCAGCAAUAAUGAAUGCAUCUAUGGCUACAAGUCUGUCAAAAUUUCAAACAACUUCAGAGUCUAAUGAUGCACCUUUAGAUUUGAGCUCCAAAACAUCUCUACAAACAAUGAUCAACUCUGAAGACGAUAAUAUUUGUAAGACUGAUCUAUCUUCCAAUGAACACAAUAUUCAUGUUGUCGACAAUGAAGUGAAUAGUGAUUGUAAUGCUGUUACCCAAGACAGUUUUGUUUCCAUGCCAUCUCUUAUUCAAACAGAGCGUGUUUCCAGUGUUUAUCAUUCAACAAGCACAACCUCCAGUUCCAAUGGUGGACGUAGAAAUAGGACCAGUAUUACAGCACUUCAGUCUAGGUGCAUGCAUUCAAUAUAUAAUUAUCACAAAACACCAUCAGUGCAUGAAUGUGAUAGAUUAGGUGAAAUUAUUGGUCUGUCUCGACGUGUUGUUCAAGUAUGGUUUCAGAAUCAACGUGCUAAGGAAAAGAAAAUGGCACGUGUGACUUCGGGACAAUUUGGUUUCUCAGUUAAUUCAUCCCCAACAAUAACAGAAAAGUUAUCUCCAACUGAUACCAAUAGUAUGGAUUCAAAUUAUUGUCAUAUUUGUUCAGUAUCUAUUCAGAAAUCAGAUCUAUCAAACAAUUCCGGAUUUGUUAAUCAACAAAUGACAAAUAAUAGUAGUCAAUCUGGCAGUUUUGUAUCACACGCUUCAUUUGUUGACCAUUUGUUUUCACCUAUUCACCUGAAAAAGUUAAUACGUUGGUGCACAAUGGAUACAAGUUAGUCGAAUUCUGUAAUCACCACUCUAACUGUGUAUACACUUUCUUAUCCUGUCCAUCUCAUUUCAUUUUAGUCAAUCCUUCCUUUUCUGAUUUCUUUAAACAGUACUCUAUAGAUUAAAAUGCUGAGUUAGUUAAACUUUAAUACUUUUGAUUUGCCUUUUCUUCUAAUAGUAAUUUAACAUUUUUCACUUAUCAUAAUGUAUUAAAAAAAAGAAGGGAAAUUGAUGUCAACUUGUUUAUUUUCAUUCCAUUCUCUUUUCCAUUGGCUUCCCUAAAUUCAUCCGAUACUUUCAAUAGACACUCAAUUAUUUAUUUGUUUUUACCUUUUGAACUGUUUUAAUACUUUCUGAAAAAUCCAUGCGAAACAAAAUGGACUUGUUUUGUAAAUGAAGUCUCAGAAAAGGAAUUUUUCUGAACAGAUGAGCAAUAUGUGCAUAAUAUUUAUAAUUACCCCCCUCUCCCCUUUCUGAUUAUUCAUAGGAAAAAUAUUUUAAAAAGUAAAUAAAUAAAUAAGUACCCC
This is a messenger RNA of Trichobilharzia regenti, 7780 nucleotides long. Lineage: Eukaryota; Metazoa; Platyhelminthes; Trematoda; Strigeidida; Schistosomatidae. The record is from the annotation of a GenBank genome assembly.